Messenger RNA from Punica granatum (pomegranate), 2280 nucleotides. The record is from RefSeq and is a predicted model, not a curated record. NCBI's taxonomy places the organism in Eukaryota, Viridiplantae, Streptophyta, Magnoliopsida, Myrtales, Lythraceae.
GCACUGUACGCUCCCCAGAUCGGUGCCAAGUAUCCUCACACUCUAAAAUGCCGCACUGAAGCAGAAACCGGGGGAAUCUCUCUCCUCAUGAUCUUCUCCAUUUCUCCGGUGACAAUCCUCGAUUUUCCGGCAAGAUUGUUGCAUGUUUGGUCGCUGAGAUAGCUUCGGCGGGGGUUUCUCUCAUGGGCGAGGCGGGAGCUCGUGAUCGGAAGACGAUGCCUCGCGGGAAGCUGCCUCAUUUCUACGAGAUUUACUCCUCUGCUUCGAGCCCAGAGCGACUGAAAAUCCCUUCCAAAUUCACCAGAUACAUAGAAGGGAAGUCUUCUGGAUUGGCUUCUCUGGAGGGCCCAAGCGGGAAUAUUUGGGAGGUUGAAUUGAUUCAUGAGAAGGAUAGUGUGUCUCUCCACUGCGGGUGGCCCACAUUUGUGAGGGACAAUUCAAUCAUAUCUGGUGACCUCUUGGUCUUUAGAUACGACGGUAAUUUGCAUUUCUCUGUGCAAAUCUUUGACGAAACCGCAUGCGAAAAAGAAGUUGCUUUUCAUGCCAAAUGCAGUCAAGACCCGAGCGAUUAUGGUGAUGGAAAUGGAGAUGGAGAAAGGGGGAAAGAUGAGGCAACUCAUUGUUCGAAGGAUCUAAAUAAAAUGAAGCUGUGCCAAAUUCCUGAUGAUGAAAGGUACUGGAUUGAGGAUGUCAUCACAGUAGCAAAGCACCAAACCUCAAAUUUAUUGGCAGAAGCUGUCAUCCCUUUGCGAUCAGUUGCUUGCAAUGAAAAAUGUGAUAUGAAGAACGGGAGCGUCAAGGGACAGGAAUUGGACUUGCCUAGCAGCUCUCAAAUCUUAAGGUCAUCAUCUGCUGAGGAAAAGAAAAUAGCCCGAUCUUUCACUUCUUCAUUUCCAUACUUCGUGAGAGUUAUGAAGAAGUUCAAUGUCAGUGGAUCAUAUACACUGAACAUUCCAUAUCAAUUUUCCAUGGAGCAUCUUCCAAAAUGCAGAAUAUCGAUUGUUCUUCGCAAUCUUAAAGGAGAACGUUGGACUGUAAACUCCGUCCCAACAACAAAAGUCCACACUAGUCAUACCUUUUGUGGUGGUUGGAUGGCCUUCGUUAGAGCAAACGGUAUCAAAGUGGAAGAUAUAUGCGUGUUUGAGCUAAUCCACAAGUGUGAACUGCGAGUUCAUAUUCUUGCUGGUCCAACAUGCAAUGAUAACGAGAGAAAGGUUUCUAAUGUGUCGGCUGUUAUUAGUGGUGCCAGUUCGGAGGAAGAACCUGAUGGCAUAAAGAGGAAGAAGAGAAAGUCUAUGGUAGUGAAUUCGCAAGUUCUCAAGAAGGUAAAGAAGCUUGAUAAGAAGAGUCUGAAAACUUCUUUGGAAGGUUCUUCCAGUAGCAUGAAGAAACAUACCAAUGCAUCAAAGAGUUCAACAGUUGGUAAAGCCAGUGUUGGAACUGCAGCAAGUUUGCAAACAAACGAUUGCUUGUCCACCCUAUUAUCUCUUCAUGAACAGAAAGUGGCUCGUUCCUUUAGAUCGAGUUUCCCCAGUUUUGUUCGGGUAAUGAAAAGGUUCAACAUCAGUGGCUCGUAUACACUAAAAGUCCCGCACCAGUUUUCCAUGGCAUAUCUUCCCCAGUGCAAGACUGAGAUUAUCCUUCGGAACCUAAACGGAGACUGUUGGACUGUAAACUCGGUCCCAGACUCGAAGGGAAGAUUAUCCCACACUUUCUGUGGCGGGUGGUUAUCGUUUGUCCGAGACAAUGGCAUUCAAAUGGGAGACACAUGCAUCUUUGAACUCGUCGGGAGGUUUGAGAUGAGAGUGCACAUAUCUGAGGAUGGAAGAGGAGCCAUUGUAGGAAAUCACUCAUGACACCGACUGAAGAGCGAGACUUGUUAACGUGGGAGUUUUCUUAGUAUACUUGCGGCUUCCUGUAUACUAGAUCUGGGGAAGUAAGGAAAGGUGGGUUGGGUUUUCUCAAGGUGAGCGGGCUGAGCGGCCCCGAUCUAUAAUGUACAUAUCCUAUUACCCACCAGGAAUUGCUCGAUCAUUGCAGCAACAUCGCAGUCUUCUUGGUCGUCUGUUAGCUGUUUCCUAUAUAUGGAUAUGUAUCUGAGCAAGUGUUGGAUCUGAUCUAGAGAAUAUCUGCUCCUUUUCUUUUCCCUUUUCCGGGGUGUUUGAUAUGCUUUGGUGUGAGAACGAGAUGGUCGACAAUGGAAACCGUAGAGGUACAGUGGAACUUGUAACCAGAACUUUCUUUAUUCAUCUUAACAAAAGUUAAAAGUUUCAUCUCGAA